Gavialis gangeticus (Gharial) is the source of this 3614-nucleotide messenger RNA. RefSeq names its product oxysterol binding protein like 8 (gene OSBPL8). Gene Ontology annotation, cellular component: intracellular membrane-bounded organelle; membrane; cytosol. The coding region runs from base 177 to 2804 and encodes 875 amino acids. NCBI's taxonomy places the organism in Eukaryota, Metazoa, Chordata, Crocodylia, Gavialidae. The transcript has 22 exons. Gene Ontology annotation, molecular function: cholesterol binding. The record is from RefSeq and is a predicted model, not a curated record.
UAUUUGGCAGGGUUAAAUUGGUUUUCCCUCUGUAGAUUAGCACAGCUUGCAGUAUGAGCCACAGCCACAGUCUUGUGGCUCAGAUGUCUCUCUUGUGAAUCAAACACUGGUGGUGUCUGAAGCUAAUGUUAACCAGCCUGCUGAGCGAGUGUAAUCCUUACACAGACAUCUGACUCAUGAAGGAAGAAGGUCCGCUGCGACGUAGGUUUUCUUCAUGCGCUGGAAUUUCAUCCACUGUGUUUCCUCUGCGAACUGAUGGCCGAAAACUUGUCCGGAAUGCUUCGUUUGGAGGAUACAAUGAACUUUCUCCUACUUUACCAGGUUUUGACAAAGGGAAGGAUGACGCAUCACAAAGUAAAGAAGAUUCAGCGCAUUCUAUGUCAAAAAGCAAGUCUGAGUCCAAGCUUUACAAUGGCUCGGAGAAAGACAUCUCCUCAGCUUCAAGUAAGCUCACAAAAAAAGAGUCUCUUAAGGUUCAAAAGAAAAAUUACAGAGAAGAGAAGAAGAGAGCCACGAAAGAAUUACUUAGUACAAUCACAGACCCAUCAGUUAUUGUUAUGGCUGAUUGGCUGAAGAUUCGUGGUACCUUGAAAAGCUGGACCAAAUUGUGGUGUGUGUUGAAACCAGGAGUACUGCUUAUUUACAAAACCCCCAAAAAUGGCCAGUGGGUAGGAACAGUGCUCCUGAAUGCUUGUGAGCUCAUUGAGCGGCCUUCCAAGAAAGAUGGCUUUUGCUUUAAACUCUUCCAUCCCUUGGAGCAGUCCAUAUGGGCUGUUAAGGGUCCUAAAGGUGAAGCAGUUGGCUCAAUAACUCAACCGUUACCCAGCAGUUACUUGAUCAUCCGAGCAGCUUCAGAAUCUGAUGGCAGGUGUUGGAUGGAUGCAUUGGAACUGGCUUUAAAAUGUUCAGGCCUACUUAAACGUACGAUGAUUAGGGAAGGUAAAGAACAUGACUUGAAUGUUCCAGCAGAAAAUACACAUGUAUCUUUCUAUGGAUUGCUGCGUGCUAACAACUUGCACAGUGCAGAAAACUUUCCACUAAAUGACAGUGAAAUUGAAAGGCAGCAUUUUAAGGAUCAAGAUCUGUACUCUGACAAAUCUGAUAAAGAGAAUGAUCAUGAUCAUGAUGAGUCUGAUAAUGAUGGGCUGGGGAAAAGUGAAGAGAGUGACAGUGACACAUCAGAACGGCAAGAUGACUCUUAUGUUGAUCCAGAACCUAUUGAUGAUCUCAAAGAAACUACGUAUUUGGAACAAGUUCAUGAAGAACUUGGAGAGGCAGGGGAGGCUUCUCAAACAGAAGUAGUAUCAGAGGAAAACAAAAGCCUGAUCUGGACACUAUUGAAACAAGUUCGUCCAGGAAUGGACCUGUCCAAAGUUGUACUGCCUACAUUUAUCUUGGAACCACGCUCUUUCCUGGACAAACUCUCUGACUACUACUAUCAUGCGGAUUUCUUGUCUGAGGCAGCUCUUGAAGAGAAUGCUUACAAUCGUUUGAAGAAAGUAGUAAAAUGGUAUUUGUCGGGAUUCUACAAAAAACCACAGGGGCUAAAAAAACCAUAUAAUCCUAUACUUGGCGAGACUUUCCGCUGCAUGUGGAUUCACCCAAGGACAAACAGCAAGACUUUUUACAUUGCUGAACAGGUGUCUCAUCACCCCCCAAUAUCUGCUUUCUAUGUUAGCAACCGGAAGGAUGGGUUUUGUCUCAGUGGUAGCAUUCUGGCCAAAUCCAAGUUCUAUGGAAAUUCAUUGUCUGCCAUACUGGAAGGAGAAGGUCGGUUAAUGUUCCUAAAUAGAGGGGAGGAUUAUGUAAUGACCAUGCCAUAUGCUCAUUGUAAAGAUGAGCUCUGCUUUUCUGCAGGAAUUCUUUAUGGCACAAUGACUUUAGAGCUUGGGGGAACUGUCAACAUUACAUGUGAGAAGACUGGAUACAGUGCAACAAUUGAAUUCAGAUUAAAGCCAUUUUUGGGCAACAGUGAUAGUGUUAAUCAAAUAUCAGGGAAAAUUAAACUGGGCAAAGAAGUUCUAGCUAUUCUGGAGGGUCAUUGGGAUAGUGAAGUUUUCAUAAGUGACAAAAAGACAGAAGUUUCAGAGACCUUUUGGAAUCCAACAGAUGAGAUCAGACAGCGCAGAUUAACAAGAUACACUGUGAAGUUUGAGGAGCAAGAUGACUUUGAGUCAGAAAAACUUUGGCAACAAGUGACUCGAGCUAUAAACAACAAAGACCAAACAGAAGCUACUCAGGAGAAAUAUGUUCUGGAGGAAGCUCAGAGGAAGGCUGCCAAAGAAAGGAAACUUAAGGGUGAAGAAUGGAUCUGCAAACUGUUUGAACAAGAUCUAGUUGCAGGGGAGUGGCAUUACAGAUAUGCAGAUACCAGACCCUGGGAUCUACUGAAUGAUAUGAUACAGUUUGAAAAAGAUGGCGCCAUCCAAACAAAAGUUCAACAUAGGACCCCAAUGGUUAGCGUUCCAAAAAUAAAGCGAAAGCUAGCCAGUCAGCAAAAGAAAGGGGAGUGUGGUUUCUCUUCUCCAGAACCGGAUAAUCAAGAUUCCUCUGGAAGCGAAGCUCAACUAUUAAAGCAUAAUACAAGAAUCAGAAAGAAGGGGACAGACCUGGGUGAACUACAGAGUGCCAUUGAAUCUAUAAAGGAAACGCAAGAAGACAUUAAGAGGGACAUCAUGGCUCUUCGAAAUCGUGUCACUUCAAAUUUACCACCCUUGGACAACAACUUUCUGCAGCUUAAGCACUAUGUCUUCAUUUUACUCCUGGUUCUGCUACAGUUUAUUGUUAACUUCUUGUUCAAAUAAGAAAAUCUGAACAAGAGACUCUGAACUAGAAUGAUCAAACACUUACUGGGACCAUAUUUUAAGUUGGUUUGGACUUUAAAUGUUGCAAUAUUAUCUAAAAGAGCACUGUAGUAACAACUUAAAGAAUUUUUGCCUCAAAUCUUUAUGCGUUCUUGGAUCAAGAUCAGAUUCCUGCCUACCCAGUUGGUGAGAAACAUGUAAGUGCCAGUACUCUUGCUCCUUGUCUGCAUCACAUGCAUACAUGACACUAGCCUUGUGUUUUGUAGUAUAUUAUAGGCUACUGACUUUUUAAAAAAAAUCCUCAUAAUGUUACUCAAAAAUCAGAGGUGUUUUUUUUCCUUGCAGUGAGGACACCUAAUUCACACUGACAGUGAUAAUGAAAAAAUGAGAAAUGACAAGCCAUGUAACACUUCUUCAAGUCACCAUUUUGUAACAAAAUACCCCUUGGGAGUACCUAGACUUACUAUUUUCUUAAACUUGUGGAGGAGGAAAAAUCAUUUAUGCCCAAAUGAAAUGGAUGCAUUUCUGUAGGUACAAAAUUUUAAUUAGAUGGCUGUUAAUACUCCAUACAAAUACCAUGUUAAUGGCCCACCAACUUAUGAACUCCAUAUUUCUGGGGUUUAUAUUUGAUGGCUGCAUUUACUAAACUAAUAAGCAUGAAUUAAGUUUGUGACUCUCUUACAGUAAGUUACAAGAGAUUACUUACUGCCUUCAAUUUUUUUCUUUGAGUUACAGAAACAGCAGUGAUGUGCAUUAAGUGUAAGGGGUUUGAUUUUAGUCUCUGAAAGGAAAAGAGAUUUGGGACUAAGU